UCACCCACGGCCAUCUGCUGUCCAAACGGCGCAUGCUCAAGUAAUACCACCACAAACUAUCCCAUAUCCCUACCCUCAAUGUGCUCAACCCAUGCAGGGGAUUCCAUCGACAUCUAUGGAUCCAAGACACUUUUACGGAAAGAUCCAACCUACCAAUAGUUCUACGGUCACUUCAUCUUCAGGUUACUUUCAAGACAAAUAUAAACUAUCUGUUCCAAUGAAUGGUAUUACGAUCCCUAAUAUGCAAGUUCAGCCACCAGUAUCUUCACAGUGUGAAAAACCAGCGUCUAGUUCGCAUUCAAUUACCAAUGCUUCAAAAACACUUACAACAAGUGAAACGGUGAAACGUCGUCCGCGUUCAACUGCGACUAAAAUAGCAGAGAAAUCUAGAAAUAAUAAAAAGGACUGUGCAGAUAUCAUUGUAAAGUAUCUAACCCCUUACUAUAAAUCUGGAGAAGUCGAGUCAAAGUCAUUAUUCAAGUCUCUUGCAAAAGAGAUGACUGAGAGAUUGGUACAAAGUAUGGCAGGCGUUUGUGGCGAUAAAUUGAAAAAUACAGCAAGAUCACUGGUGAAGAUGUAUUUUGAUGAAAAGCGUCGAAGAUCUUCGAAAGUCAAGUGAUGAUUAUAUCGACUUAAUUUGUGUGGGCAGUGAAAAAGAAUUGUUAUUAAAUGUGCUUCAAGACAAAGAAACAAAAGUAGCCUUCAACAAUUCAUCCUGGAAAAGACAAAUUCAUCCUGGAGUCUAAAUUGCGUCUCAUUUCUUUAUAUUAUUAAUUCGGCGUGUUGUCAAAGAAUGUCGGAACAAAUUUGUCAGUUGUUAUUUGAAUAAAUUGUACAACUGGUGUAGCUAAUGAAUGACAUUUAGGGUGAGCCUUGU
Molecule: messenger RNA, 877 nt
Organism: Dendronephthya gigantea
Lineage: Eukaryota; Metazoa; Cnidaria; Anthozoa; Malacalcyonacea; Nephtheidae
Product: ATP-dependent DNA helicase Q5-like
Exons: 3
Coding region: 92-619 (175 amino acids)
Source: RefSeq, a predicted model, not a curated record